Cydia pomonella (codling moth) is the source of this 3029-nucleotide messenger RNA. RefSeq lists its product as uncharacterized. NCBI's taxonomy places the organism in Eukaryota, Metazoa, Arthropoda, Insecta, Lepidoptera, Tortricidae. The record is from RefSeq and is a predicted model, not a curated record. The coding region runs from base 574 to 1305 and encodes 243 amino acids. The transcript is spliced from 2 exons.
AAUUAUGACGUCAUACAAUUUUCAAAGAGCGUUUUGGGCGCGAAAGCAUGUGUCAAAAUAUAUUUUGUUAUUUUAACAUAUUUAAAGCCGUUAUUAGGGUAAAAGUUGAAUUUUAGGGCAACAAUUUUGGUUAAUAUAGAACGUAUUACAAGUGUUUCAAAAAAUUGGAAACCUCCCUCCUCAAUUGCUAGAAUACGAGUAAGUUAUGGAAAUAAGUAUUAUUUUAUUUCAAAACUUUUAUUUAAAAUAUUGUAAUCAAUUGAAAACCGCGUGCAACGAAAAGUCGAAAUCAUGUCACGUUUGCUCAACAACAACACUUCCAACAUUUUGUCUGCGAUACGUCAUUUCGUUCUAUCUAUCGCUCCAUUUCACUCUGUUGGACCGAUAUAUCGCAAACGUUUGUAGAGGCCUUAACAAGUGGAAUUUAUCACUAGCAACACUCGAUCCCCCCACCCCACGCUCGUCGCCCCGUCAUCCAACGUCCAACACGCCUGCCAGGCGCGCCGGCCGCCAUGUUUGCCAGUCACCCGGCAAGCGAUCGUCGAGCGCAGCGUCCAACAUCAAGUAAUCACAAUGUCGUGCAAUGUCAUGCAAAACCAAGAAAAAUGGUACGAAUUUCUCGAUCUAUACAGAGAAAAUGCCUGCUUAUGGGACAUCCAAAGCAGCUCAUAUAUGCGGAGAGAUUUAAGAAACGCAUCUUAUAAAAUUUUACUCGAAAAAUAUAGAGAGAUCGAGCCGAAUGCUACGCUGGACAUGGUGAAGAGAAAGAUAGAUAUCUUCCGGACCGGUUAUAGAAGAGAAAUUAAAAAAAUAAACAAGUCUAGACUUAAUUCAACGUCGGAUUAUGAAUAUAAACCGACGUUGUGGUAUUUUGAUAAAAUGACUUUUCUGGAUUACCAAGAAGAUGCUUCUGAUAUUAAAGAUUCAUAUGAAUCAGAUGACCAGCAGGCUAUUGAAUAUAUCGAUAUCCCCGAAGAAUACCCAGAUGAAGAAUCAGACCCAGUGGUAAAGUAUAGACUCAAGAUGAGAAACCUGGACACUAAGCCUCGCCCGCGGCCGCGACAGAAACCGUACGCAAGAGAGAGACAAAACAGCCCCUCCUAUGACAGCAAGCAGGCAUCCUUCUCUGGCGAAUCCGAAGAUGACUGCGCUAGUUAUUGCGCUAAUCUUAAACUACAGAUGAGAGGAUUGGACACGCAGCAGAAGUUCAUUGCGCAGAAACUGAUUUCUGACGUCAUUUUUUUGGCCAGGACGUCACAACUUACUCUAGAUUCGUCUAUACUCAUAAAUGGCUCUGAUAUUUAGUGACUACCGACCGAAGUUUAGGUUUCGGUUUCGGCAUGAAAAACUGCCGAGCGUUUCGGCCGAGCAUUGCAGGUUCGGAUCGCGAAGAAAGACUAAAGACCGAAUUUAGUCUUUCUUAAUUAGAAUAGCCUUGGCCUAACACGCAAUUAGCCGGUUUUUUAUACCACCUACACAGAUUAUAGCUGUUUCAUUGCUCAUGUGUCUUAAAGAAAGACCCCGGCCUUUUAUUCAACGAUUUUAACACGUCUAUAAAAGUAUCGGUUUGGUUUGGGCCAAAAGUAAGUCAAAACCGAACCUUGGGUUUCGGCAGAAAAUCAGGUUUCGGUCCGACACUACAAUAAUUGUUGAAGGACUUUGUUUGAAGGAGGAAACCACAGACGGAGUAGGUAAGAAUAGAAGAUUACUUGAUGUACUUCGUUGAUCUAAUUCUGAUGCUCGUGCUGUAGAAAAGAAAUAGUUGGAUACCUACUCAGCAGUUUUUUUUAGGGAAUGCAUUAGCGUAAUAAAUGUUUACUACCUUUUAGUGUAAAAAUAUGAUGACGAUUAUAAAAAUUAUCAACAUUUAACGGUAAAAUAGGUAAGCUACCUAGUUACACCUUUAUAAACACCCCCAGAAGCAUUUGGCUGGAUGUCAUUUAGGUAAGGACCCACUUGCAUAGUAGUAGCCGUUUCAUAAAAGCUAAUAUUUCUAACAAAUGGAGCUUUAUUACUUGUGAGUGGUUUUAUGUGACGUGUAUGUUGAAAGGAAGAAAACAAAUAUAACAUUAUACGGUCUGAUAAUGUAUUAUUCAUCACACCAACUGGUAAAUCCCUCUUGAUUGUUCAAAAACUUCUAAAACUAUAUGAGAAAAUUGCAUUUUAUCCACAUGUGGGGCAAUCAGAUGCAAAUUUUGAGUUGUUUCCUUAUGUUAGCUGCUUUUGAAUGAUCAAUUUUGAUUACGUUAAUUUGGAUUUGAUUUGGUAUGAUUUUUUUACUAUUUCAUACUUUUUAUAGUUAGUAUUUUCCUCGCGUUGGCGUGGUGACACAAUUUUUUGUUUCACUCGGAGGCGGACGAGUAGGAAAGUAACAAACCCUCGUACCUUGAAACCCUCGGAACGGUCGAGAUUCCACUUCUCGAACCACUCGCUACCGUCGUGGUUUAAUUUUGGGAUCUUUCGCUUGGUCUGGUAUUAAUAUUAGCACCAGCGCUUAAACAACAACUUUUUCCCCUUGUAAAACAAAUAACUACCUAAGUAUAUAACAUACAACCUGUAUGUAUGCCUAAUAAGAACUCAAAGAGCCAUGGAGAGAAGCAUUCUAAAGAUAAGGAAGUAUUUGACGCUCUCACACAAGCUCUAUCCCUAAAAUGGCUAACGCUAUACUGACAAAAGGUGGACCAUGGAAUCAACAAAAUGGAGAGGACCACCAGCAGAGGAGCGGCGGUCUGGCUGGCCGCAGCAACGUCGGGCUGACAACCUAGCCCAGGCGUGAAACCAAUGGAUGGAAAUAGCUUUGAACAGAAGCAAAUGGAUUGAGUUGGAGGAGGCCUUCAUCCAAAGAGGGGUUCACCACUAAGCAAUAAAAAAAGUACCUAAACAUAGAAAUGUUAACCCAACUUAGUGUGAAUAAAUGGCUUAUUUAUUAUUAUUUAUUUUAUGUAUGCCUAAGUAAAAAACCGAAAUCAGGUAGGUACCUACCAAUUUUUUUGUAUAAUAUUCAAAACAUUAAAAUAUUUCUCACUUAA